This is a messenger RNA of Zea mays, 1096 nucleotides long. RefSeq names its product Adenine nucleotide alpha hydrolase-like superfamily protein. NCBI's taxonomy places the organism in Eukaryota, Viridiplantae, Streptophyta, Magnoliopsida, Poales, Poaceae. The record is from RefSeq and is marked validated. Bases 104 to 907 code for a protein of 267 amino acids. The transcript has 4 exons.
CGACGACUCCUGCUCCUGCUCGAUCGUCUUCACAUCCCUCUACCUCACGUCCUCACCUGGCCAGGGCCCGGCGGCCGGGUUAAUCCAAGGCGCGCGCGCGUGCAUGGCAGAGGCCGGUGGCGGUGGCGUCGACCAGGACGCCGGUAGCCUGCCGAGCCACACCAACGGUGUUGGCGGCGGCGGCAGCAGCACGUGGGAGAUAGAGGAGCUGGAGCCGGAUGACGGAAGACCGCCGCGGAGCGUCCCGGUCGCCGACGACGUGUACGUGGCGGUCGGCAGCGGCGGCUCCAGCAUGGCGGCUCUGUCCUGGGCGCUGCGCCGCCUCGCCAAGCCGCGCAGCUUCGUCUACCUCGUCCACGUCUUCCCCGUCGUCACCAGCAUACCCACCCCAUUAGGAAUGAUGCCUAAGAGCCAAGCAAGCCCGGAGCAGAUCGAAACGUACCUGAACCAAGAGAGAUCGAAGAGGCGAGACAUGCUGCAGAAAUUCUUGGACCAGUGCCGCGAGAUUCAGGUUACCGUUGACGUCUACCUCAUCGAAAGUGAUCAGAUUGCUAACGCGAUCAUCGAGCUUGUUCCUGUUCUUCGCAUAAGUCAACUGGUACUAGGCGUCUCAAAGUCAAAUGUGCGGAAGCUGAAGAAAGGAACCACGAUAGCAGGACAGGUACACAAGGGCGCACCUCUCUACUGCGAAGUCAAGAUCAUCUGCGACGGCAAAGAGGUGACGACUGCUGACCCAACGCCACCGCUGUCACCUUCCCCUGUUAACAACAACAGCAGCAGCAGCAGAUCCAACAACCCGACACCACCGUCGUCUACGCCGAAUCAUGAUACAACAGCUGCAAACGGUGACAGGAAAGACAGAGAAAGAAGGAAAAUCACAAAGUUCCUGAGAUGUUUCUCGCUAUGAAUUUGUGCCCACAUUCCUGCUUCAUUAAUUUACCUUCUCAGAGCUAGCACAUUUGUAUGCAUCGUGAUUGGGCAUCGUAAUUUUGUGAUCAACAUUUUUACUAAUGUUUUUGUUACACGAAGUUCUUGGUUUCUUGUGUAGACAAAUGAGAUUUUCAUGUAUGUGCGGAAACACUUUAGCAUUUUUUUC